GCCAAGACGAUCGAACUAAAGAGAUUUUUGAACGGACUUUAUCGUAAAUAGUUUUACUUGAAAUCUUACCCAARACGUUGAACUGACCUUAAAAGUUUACGUUUUUUAUCACGGACUCAGUAAACUACGGUUCAUCGGCUAUCUUAGUWAUAGCMAACAUUUUUUUCCCGAAGGACAGSUCCAUUGCAUGGCGUGGCUUGGCAAGAAAGCCCGUAAGCUUUCACAGUAAUCUUGCUACUUCUUUUCUCGAUAUUUACAGCUUCGUAACUCGCUCAUUCAAGAGACAGUCAAAAUSAGUGAAAAGUCAUCUCAGUAAAGGCUCAAAGAAGUUACAGUUCUUCUUUAAAAUAUGGUAACAAGAAAACACAAAGCCAAAAUGAAACCAUCAAGAAGGUCACUUGUGAAGACACUUUCAAACUUCCCAAAGGCAAUGAGAACAUCUCUUUCUUCAAGACUUCCUCAACUUCCAGAAGCCAAUAUCUUUAUCUCACUUUUAAAUCCUUCAAAUUUACCACCACUUGCACUUAACCAAUACAAUUACUUGACUAACAAGCAACAGGAAAGUUUUCAAACAGGAACAGAUGMUGUGACAGAGGUUUCAAGUAGUGAAAGAGAAACUAUYUCAAGUCCUUUGCUGAGUUGUACACAUCCAAAUAGUGAACCUCCUCCAUGUAAAAGUUCACUGUUAAGUGUUGAUGAKUACUUUACCUAUGAAAUGCAGCCAUACACUUCUUGUAGCCCACGUAAGGAAACUCUUGAUUUUUGUACUCCUGAUUCCCCACUUUCAAUUGAUGAUGGCARAGAAGGCAACACAUUUCAAAAAUAUUAUAACAAUGCAACAAAGGUUACUGGAGUUGGGACAGAGAUUGAGAAUUAUUCAAGUGAUAUAAAAGUCUCGGUGAAAAAAUGUACUGUUGUAUUGCAACCAGUCAAUAAGUCAAUGAAGACAGUUUAUCUUAAUGGUAAGCAAAAUUUCUCUGAAUCUGAGAAMACAGAAUCGCUAUCUUCUCAUUCAAGGAAAACAUGUUCUCCUAAAGAUAGCAAAAGUGAAUUCACAGACAAUUGCACAGAAAAUUGUAUAUUAGAGUCAAUGMCAUUUGAAACACUURAUAAGGCCCAAUUGGAAAGUGAAAUGGAGGGGUCAUCAUCUAAAACCCCAGUAAACAAACCAGCACCUCGGAGAUGGGUCAAAUCCAUCACUUUGAAGAAUACUCCUCAUCUGAAACAGUCAUUGUCUGCAAAAAGAAACAGCUCAACUCUAAAAACUGAUAUGGCCUGCAUUACAAAUGCCUCAGGCARUGAAGCUGAAGAAAGCAAUGAAAUACCUCAGAUACCAUCUGUUAAUGAAGAAAAAMGUCCAAGUGAAAGAGAAUWUAAACAGUGCUUGAAGACUGACAGAGUCAAUGACGGGACAAGUGAAAGUAAAAAUUAUACUGUAAGCCRAGCAAGAGGMCACAAAUUUCAGUCUUCAUUCAGGACAACACAUGGAAUGGCAGUUGGUCAAAAAUGGAUUGCCUCUGUUAAUCUGAAAAUGUCACCAUUGAUACCCAAACCCACAUCAUUGUGUAUGAAAAAACCCGAUCAUAUUCAAUUGGACCAACACAAUUUGGAUUUGGCAUCUGCAAAAAAGGGGUUGUCCAAAGUUAGAAGAAAUAUUUUAUUGGAUGAUGAAGCAAUAGAACUUUCAAACUCCAGCAGUGAAAGUGAGCAAGAAGUUGGAAGUGGAUGUAUAGUGGACACUGUUACACAUCCAAAUGCUGUUUUAUCAGACAAUGAGAGAUGUUGCACAAGRAGGAAUGAUGAUGUUUCAAUACCAAAUGCAAUAUGGGAUGGUGCACAACUGCUGAAAAAAGUAGAAACCAAGCCAAUCAAGUGUGUACAGUCAGGUUUUGAAAAAAGAUUACUUAGUACAGGUGAUGGCAAAAAUAAUCAUGAAGCUGACAACUCAUGCUGUGAUGUCCUUGCAGAAAUGCUCUCAGGGGAUACCACARCCUUGUCUUGUAAAAAACGUCAAMGAAAAGAAAAAGCUAAUGAACAUGGUUCUCAAAGAAAAUUGUUACUACUUAAAACUAAGACAUUUGUGGAACACAAAAAAAGGAAGAGAACAUUAUCUGGCUCAUUAGUGCCUCAGAAAAAGAGACUUAGAACAUUUUCAUCAUGUAAUUCUACAAAUKCUCCAGAAGACAACACCCUUCCAAAGGAAGUGCCACCUGUUACUGAAUGGAACAGUAUGUAUUACAAUGAGAAACAUUCCCCACCACUGAGUAUAUCAUCUGAAUUAGAUCAAGAAGAAGAUAKUGAAAUAAUAGAAGCUACAGAGAAAUGUGUAAAUGACAAUUGGCUUUUGUGUGACAGGAGUGUAGACUCMAUUCCUCCGGAUGAUGAACCUGAAAAGAACAAUUCAACAGAAACAUUAAGGCGGACACAAGAAAUUGUUUAUCAAGACCAUUCUUACAGUAUUAGAACCCUUAAAUCUGAUCUAGAUACACCAAACAGCUUUGAUAUUCCUUCUCCUCGGGUAAAAUCCAGAGACAAGGUAAAGAAUKUGACAAAAGUUUUAAAGAGUGGAAAGGAAAAGACAAAAAAGAAGAAAAGAGGCCUAACCAAUUAUGAACUUCAGAAGAAGUACAAUUUAACAGUUCCUCUAAAAAACGUUAUUAUAAAUUGUGAACUGCUCAACCCAGCUAAUCUAAACAUUUUAAGUAUCCCUGAGAAGCCAUUAAAAUGCAAACGUAGGAUUCAUUCUAAGAAAAAGUCAGCAAGAGUGAAUGUUAAAGAAAAGAGAAAAAAUCCAGAAGAUCGACAUGACACAGAGACUCCAAGACCUAAAAAGCCCAGAGUUCCACAACAUUAUAGAGGAUUCAAACCUGAGCAAAUCAGAACUAUUAAACAUAUAGGCAUGAGAUAUCGUGUAGCAUUUCAUUUAUGGCCACAGAAAUAUUCAAAUGCUUUGGAUAAGAUCAAUCAAAGAAUAGCAAGUCAAAAUGCAUUUUGGAAAACCUUACUGUAAAAACUUGUAUUAUAGUAAAUUGCAUGUGAAUGAAUUCCAUUGAAUUCAUACUCGACAUAAUUUAUAUAAUUUAUUUAUGUUGAAGAUAUAGGAUGAAAGAUGAAGAUAUCUUCUCUAAAUACUUAAUAUUAUUGGGGUUCCCAUGUGGAACAGUGAAUCCAUCUAUCUAAUCAAGGGUAUAAAAACAUCAAUCAGACAUUGGUGUCUGUAAUUGGUUUUAAAAGGCRAUGUCAAAAACAUCUGGUUGGUUUAUCACCAGGUAGUUUUGAUCUACUUAAAUGCAAAUAAGGCUGAAUWUUAUAAUAACAAUCAAUAUAAUUUAUUAAUGAGCAAGUUAUUUAUUAUAUGAGAAAGGAUGAUGUUCAACAAGUAUGAUCAUGAAGGACAAAAAUGUGCGGUUUCUUCAGCUUAGUAAAAUAUUUGUCAUAAUAACAAUAAAUUACUUUUCUCUAGGCAAUUUACAUCCCUAGUCUUUGAAGGUCCGAAAACCAUUUUAAAGUUUUUUUUCUUAAAUGAUUUUAAAUUAUAUCUCAGCAUUUCACAAGUCAGAAAGAUAAAAGAAAGAACAGUCACACAAAGCAUUAGACAGCACUGCAAACUUAAAUGGAAAGGUAAAAAAAUCAGCAACAGCUAUUGCAAAAAAUGCAUGGUAAGGGAUGUAGUUUCGUUUAUUAGGAAAAAAUAUUUAAAGUUUCAAUUUUUUUAGUAGAUUGAAUUCACAUUUUUGGUAUCUUUUGUAUUUUACAAAUAAUUUUACAUGGCAAGUUUGAAGCUCAGUGCAAUUAAUUUUGAAUAGCGCAAAAAAUGGGAAAAAAGAAUUGGGGGAGUUCCAUUAGUGACCAUAAACGCGUGACACUGAUAUUUUAUAUUGCUUAUCAAAUUCAUAAUCUCAAGCAUAUUUUUCUAAAUACUUCAAGACAAAAUAUUUUUAGGAGUAUCAUUUUAAGUUGUAUGCAAAAUCAGAGGAAAUAUCUUGGUCAUGAAAAGAUGCUGUGACAGCAAUGAUUUCCCAUUGUUUACCUUCUGAAAUAUUAAUGAAUUUGAUAGGUUUAUAUAGAAUAUCAAGUCCUACCAUAAAAUUUAAAUUUUUCAAACUUUGCUUCAAUAUCCUGAUAAASAUAUUAUUUUAAAUAUAUUCUUGCUGAAUUUCUGUGCCUAAGUAGGAAAGACCGUUUAUGGUUGGAUUACCGCAUACAAUCUGCACUGGACCAUUAAUAUGUGAUCAUCCAACCAAUAAGAGGAUUUAUGUCAGUGGUCUGAAUGGCAUGAAAUUGCUCACGUAUUGCAAAUAGCUGMUAGUACUUUCAUGAUUUGAUCACAUUUUCAUACAUUAACAACAGACCUAACUUUUUGUACCAUGAACAUCUGUAUGGGAGGGAUUUUUUAAACAAUGUUUAAUUAUAUUUUUAAAUUAUAUUGAUAUUGUAUUGUAUGGUUAUCUCUUAGAGAUAUGUCCUAUGUAAUGAAAUUGCUUUUACUUGACGCCAUUAAAAGGUUAAAGGUUAAAACCCUAGGAUGUUACACAUCGUUUUGAASCUAGAUCAGUAAUGCAAACCUCUAUUAUGUGAUAAAUUACAGAAAAGGUUUUCCAAGUUAAUUCCUUAAAUCUUUUAAAGAAUAUGGUUUAUACUAAUUGCAAACCAAUUAUUCAUUCACUCAGCUUUGAAAUGAGAUGUUUUUUUUUUCAAAAAAUGAGUAAAAAAAGUUAUCUUCCUAAUUUGUGAAYUCUAGCACAGUUUUACAGUAACGUUAAGAAAACCUUUUCAUUUCCGCACUCUGGUCUAGACAUUUGGUAGUAACCAUCAGUUGAUCCUUUUUUGACAAUGUUUAGCAAUCUUGCUCCAACAAGGAGCAUCAAAAUCAGCUACAUUCAUGACUAGAUUAUUUCUAGUUCACCCUUUUGAUGACAUCACUGUGAAGUAAGAAUUGCAAUUGAACUGUCAAUUGAAACAUUCAAACUGAAAUAAAUAUUUUUACAGGCAC
Exaiptasia diaphana is the source of this 4993-nucleotide messenger RNA. RefSeq lists its product as uncharacterized. NCBI's taxonomy places the organism in Eukaryota, Metazoa, Cnidaria, Anthozoa, Actiniaria, Aiptasiidae. Bases 350 to 3010 code for a protein of 886 amino acids. The record is from RefSeq and is a predicted model, not a curated record. The transcript has 5 exons.